UUAGCUCUAUCACUUGCUCUUGUUUAUUGAUAUGUCGCGCGUGGUAGAUCUAACGUAACCCGAUUUGAAGCUCGUUUGAAUGACCGGAGGUCAAGAAAUUUUUCGUCCAAUCAGAUAACCACUUUCGGGAUCUUGAAAGUGCCAAUAGGCAAGGGAAGCAACCUACCUCGCUAAUUAUCGAUCUUUCGGAAUCUUUCGGGGAUUGGCCUCGAUUGCACAAAAAAGCCCAAUAGUCCCGAUCGUAUUUAUUAUUUCCGGUUUAUCGAAAAACAAAAAACAGCAUGGUAAGAUUCCCACUUAUGAGACGUUUUGAUGGCAUUCCAAAGCCCAUUCACGCCUAGACGUAUAUAUAAUAGGUCAAAUAUAUGUGUGCUAUGUGGAUUCUUGUUUAUUCAAGUGGAAAUUUCAUCGACUGGGGAAAGAACGGAGAAAAAGUUUCUUAACAAAAAACUAAAACUUACCGAUGAACGAAUCAAGGCUAUAACUUCGGUUAUUGACAGCUUCAAGCACGAUUCCAGUAUUUCUACAAAUGGCAUUUGCCUUAAGUGUUUCAGAAAUGUCGAAAAGGUGUUGCACAUGGAGAAUGAGGUGUGUAAACUUCAAAAUGAGAUUUCAGCAACCAGACGUUUUGUCAAACAGAAAUACCAACUUGCCUCACCAUCACCAUCCAAAUCUGUCACAGAAAAACGACUUCUCAGAUCCCCCUCUACAAAUGUACCAGCUGCUAAAUCGCAAAAAACCUUUCCCUCGACAGUGUCAGUUAUAAACUUAACUUCACUUCCAACGUUUGAUUCAUUAUGUCAAAAAGGUGCAGAAAAAGAAGAUUUGCCAGAUGUUUUGGCAACUCAACUAGAGGAAAGGAAACCUGUUCGCCGCUCCCUGGGAUUUAGCGAGACAAAAAAGAUUGAUGAGUCUACACUUACAGGCGAAGUAGAGGUUUCCAUUUAUUACCCUAGUGGUAAGAAAACAACUUUUGUUCCAAAUGACAAUCAUCGCCAAAUAUGUAGGACAAUAUGCAGGGGACAAAAUGUAGAAAGAAACAUCAUUGAAAUUAUUGGAAGGUCACACCAAGAUGUGCUUACAACAGCAGUUUCAAAGCUUGUAGCCAAAGAAUGUGAAACCAUCUGUAAACGAGGAUCAGGGGCAUUACUACAAGACAGAGCAUAUGAUGGCAUAUUUCAAUUUUCCUGGGACAAAUUUCACAAAGAAAUUGAAGUGAAAGCCCCAAAUACAUUGAAGAUAAUUUCAUCAACCAUAAGCAACAUACCGGUAGUACCAACUGAAAAGAAAUUCUUAUGCAUCAUGAGUACAGUAGCUUCAGCAUUACAUGGAAGGAGCCAGGAGAUGUCAUCACUCCACUACCAAAUAGGAUUUAUACUGACCCGCGGAACAUGUAAACAGAAGGAUAUUGAAAGACUGGCAAAAAUUGGACUUAGUGUUACACCAAAAUCUAUUCAACAGAAAUUAUUAUCUUGGCAAGACCAUUUAGACAAAGAAAUUGUAGAAUUAAGAGAUAAAUGGAAGGAAGGAGGCAAUGUGAAAUUUCAAUUGAUUGGAGAUAAUUGGGACAAAACUAUAUUGCCAUCCUAUAGAACCAGUCAAGACAAAACAAUUUCUCUUCACUUAUUUCAUAUAUUUGCUCUCAUUGAUCGUGUUUCUGGAGAUGAAGAUGUAAACCAAAUCCAAAUUGAAAGAAAACUUAGUGUUGUUGAUUUUAUCCCAUCACUAGAAGACCAAAACAAGCUGGAGAAAGAACUGACAUUCCUAAUUGCCUCCUCCUUGAUACAUAACAUUGAAAUUUUGGACAAGGAAUUUGGAAAAAUUUAUCCAAGUCAUUUUCAGCAUGAAUAUAGUGACAAAGCAGGCCUUAAAACAUCUCAGUUUCCAAUUGGAUUAUUCGACUGCAAUGAGACUAAAACACAGGAUGUGAUUAAGCUUCUUAAGAAUCUGACGGAAAAGUACGUCCCAUUAGAUGAGGAAAAUGUGAUUGAUGAAGUCUUUUUUGGAGGCGACAGAUUAACAGAUGAGAGGGUUCAGUCAGCACAGCAGGCAAUGUCAAAUGCUGAUACUCCAAAGGAAAGACUUGAGGGAUUUAUCUCUAAAAUUGAGGAUUGGCAUAGAAUGAUGAAUUUUUUAGAGGGCAUAUGUAAACUCACAUACCAUCAGAAGUCAAAAGGAGACAGAGGGACUGCAAGCUUUUUCAGGAACUUUCUCAAUGCGCGAAAUGUGAAAGGGAAAGUAAAGAAUUCUUUCCGAGCAUAUAAACAUUUAUAUUACACCAUAUUUGAUGCAAUAUGUUGUAUUUUGUUUCUAAGAGAACUCAAUGUUACUUCUGUAGAUGAAAUAACAUUGCCAGAUGACUUAAAAGAGAAAGAAGAUGAAAGUAAAAUUGAAUGGCUUAAUGACAUAUGCAAAAAAAUUGUGGAAGUCUGGAUAUUUGAUGGUCAGGAUGAUAUGUUGCAACACGUACGAGAAAUUUUAGAUAACCCUGAACACCCGGAGAAUUACUGGAUGGCCAAUGAGACUGAUGACAGAUUUUCAUGUCACUUUUGUGAAAAAUCGUACUUAAAUAUUGGUAGUUUGCAGGCACAUGAAAAGAUCAAACAUAAUCAUAUUGUCCCACUGGAAGAAAAGAAAAAAGGAAAGUCCACUAAGAAUGAUGAUCAAUUAUACGAUUACAUCCUGCUUCUUUUCAAACUUACUGCUCUGUUAAAAAAUUUGGACACAGCGAUUGAUAUGGGAGACGGAGGAAGGUCUGUUCGAUCAUCAAAAUAUGAACUCCCUGUAUUCAAUAGAACAGACAAAAUCAAGUACGUUAUAGGCUGUGUUCAUUUGAUAGCAUUAACAGAAGAGACUUUGUCACCUGAACAGCAACAUAGACUUAUUUGGAAUCGGACUGUUAAUGUGCAAGGGGGCAAAAAUCAUAACAUCGCUAAUGACGAAUAUUUGGAAAUGUUAAAUAGGGACAGUAAAGACAUAGUUACUGGACACCAAACCAAAGACAGUAUUAUAUCACAUUCAAAACAGUACCCCCAUCUCAUCAACUAUGCAAAGCAUUUUGAUGCUAUUAGUGAUAUCAGAAAAAGAAAAGGGUUUCAUAAAUUGCCCAACUAUAAAACAGAUGUGAAAAAAACAAUGAAGGAAUUAAUGGAGAUAGAAGCCUUGACCUUUACACCUGGCCGUACUCUAGUCUGUAAAGAAGUUUGCCGUGGCAGAGACCCCUUUUCACAAGCUUACAAAAAACUUCCUACUUUGAUUCAUAGACAUAAACCAAAAUUCCCAUUUAGACGCUUGAGGAAUAAACAUCACUAGCUUGUAUGACUGAUUAUCAGAUUAUGUAUUAAAGAUAACAAAAAACAUCACACCAUACAUGUACGUUAGUUUGUUUUUUGUUGAUUGUUUUAUUGAUAUUCCACACAAUUGUUAUAAGUGUCUCUUGGUCAUGUCAGUCUGAGAAAUUUAACAUGUUUAAUAUGAAUCACAUUUUGAUCCAUAAACUGAUACACUGCAUCAAUUUUCCGAUAUCGCUGUCACAAUAAGAUUUAGUUUAAGAUAGGUUCUAAUGGAUGAGCUAAUUUUUUCUGGAACUGUUCGAUUGGAGAAAAAAAACGUGUUUAUCAUGUUUAUGAUUGCAUAGUCAUCAGUGAAUACAUGUAGGUGCAUUUCUGAAUUUUGUCAAGAUGGCAGUUGCAGCAUAACACUUAGAUUAGCAUAGGCCCUUGCUGGAAAUAUUUUAAAAAUCGACGUCUGAAAUUACUUGCGCAAUAUAAACCAAACUUAAGUACUUAGGUCAAGUUCAACUUCCUGUUUUUUUGCUCAGAUACGUACCUGUAUAUACAUUUUUGAAGUAAUGAGAUAAAAACACAAACAUUAUUUAUCAUAUUUAUGUAUAAAAUAUUCAUUAUCAAUAUUAAAAGUAUCUCAUGUGCCUGUCCUAACUCAGGAAUUGUGGUCAUAGGUUUGUGUUUUUGUUUUAAAUUUUAUAUUACAUGUACAAUUUUGGUAAUAUUCAGGUAAGAGCAGUAUAAUUUUGCAUAUACAAUGUACAUCAUGCUUCAUUUACUCAAGGCAAAUUAAGAGCUUUUCACAAGGAGUUGAAUCUUCCCUUGUUGAAUGCAUUGUGGAGACCUCGGUUUUUCUUAUGGAUGGAGUGCGUCCUAUUUGACACUUACACCAUACCAUGUAUUUUCCAUUUUAAGGAACAAAUGCUUUCAAUGUUAACCAACACCACCUCCUGAAUUGUUAUUCAACAUAUUAUUUUGAUAUCAAAAGAAACUGAGCAUGGUCAUGUAAUUUAAUCUGAUUAUGAUAUGUAUUACAAAAUUUCAUGAACUGAGUCCAGAUUUAGAUCAGUGAAAUCGUCAUCAUCGUCAAACAAGUUUUCAU
Molecule: messenger RNA, 4386 nt
Organism: Ostrea edulis (European flat oyster)
Lineage: Eukaryota; Metazoa; Mollusca; Bivalvia; Ostreida; Ostreidae
Exons: 6
Coding region: 313-3312 (999 amino acids)
Source: RefSeq, a predicted model, not a curated record